GCCAUGGGGAGAAGUGCUUUUGCUCUGGUCCUCGCCCUUGCCCUGGCAGUGUGUGUUUCACCUGCGGAGAGGAAGUGCCUUCUCUCCGGGUCGUGGCAGAGCGACACCAGCUCUCGGAUGGUUGUGUUCACCCUGGAAAAGGACAACAGAUUCUCUGGUUUUUACCUGCCAGGACCUGCUGCUGGCAACUCGGAACUCCUCACCUCACCACUGGAGGGGUCCCAACAGGACACAGGGCUGGCCCCACAGCCCACCUUCUCCUUCACCGUGAACUGGCGGCUCCGAGACUCAGGGGCUGCUCAGGCAACUGUCUUCCUGGGCCAGUGCUAUGUGGACACCAACGGGGAGGAGACCCUGCACGCCCUGUGGCUCCUGCGAGAGGCAAACGACAGUCCUGCAGAGGACUGGAAAGCCACCCGGAUUGGCACCAGUGUCUUCACACGGAUAAAAUAACAGCAAGUGGGAAAAUCCAGCAGGCUCAGGACGGCAGGGAGUCCCUCGGCAGACUUUGCCUGCACCAACGUGGUGCACUUGAGCAGCUCUCAGCCCAGAGGUUCAUGUUUUCUUAGGCAAGUUCACCAGAUGCAAAAUAAAGGGUUUCUG
Ficedula albicollis (Collared flycatcher) is the source of this 603-nucleotide messenger RNA. Its product is annotated as avidin-like. Bases 4 to 453 code for a protein of 149 amino acids. The record is from RefSeq and is a predicted model, not a curated record. The transcript is spliced from 4 exons. Gene Ontology annotation, molecular function: biotin binding. NCBI's taxonomy places the organism in Eukaryota, Metazoa, Chordata, Aves, Passeriformes, Muscicapidae.